AUGGCGCCAAAAACCAUUUCCAUUAUUGGAGGAUUAGACUAUGAUCUGAUUAUGAUUGCGAACCGUAUCCCCGAUGGCGGUGAAAGUCUCCUGGCGAAUGAGUACUUCGAAGCUCUGGGUGGAAAAGGUGCCAACUCUGCAAUCGCGACAUACCGUACCUGUCACAAGAAGCCUAUGGAUGCCCACGAAACACCAGCAAUAGAGACCUUAGAGAAGCCAAACGAUGAUCAAGCAGAGCCGACAACCGCCGAGGAGCUCCGAGCAGCCCAGGAUCAACUCAUCAACCUCUCUGGCUAUGAGCUGGAAAUAAAUGUCAGAAUGGUCGGUGCAGUUGGUGAUGAUAAAUACGGAGAACGGUUCUACGCUGAGUUGAACAAGAACGGCGUUGACUCUUCCGGCAUCGUCACGGUGCCCAAUACUCAGUCGAGCAUUUGCUUCGUUAUGGUGGAGAACUACACACGCGAGAAUAGAUGUCUUUUCACUCUCGGUGCAACGGCGACCUGGACUAAAGAGCAUUUCUUGAAAGUGGAGGAUCUUGGCCAUGGUGUACGACCAGACCUCUGCGUCGCCCAAAUGGAGAUCCACAAGGAAUCAGAAGCAGCCAUCAUGUCUGGCCGCGACUUGGAUGAGGUGAACAAAGAUACUUGGCCCGUCAUUUGCCAGGAAUUCCUUAACCGGGGGGUUAAAAACGUUGUGGUCACUCUUGGAGAAAAAGGAGCCUACUACGCAACUGCAACGGAUCGUGACCAUUGCCCAGCGUACAAAGUUGAGGUUGUAGAUACCACAGCUGCUGCUCUAACAAUUACGAAGCUGGGCGCUCAGAAGGGCAUUCCUUGGGCCGAUGAGAUCGAUCGUUUCGAUGUUCCGUUCAAUGAUCCUGAUAUUUCAACGCUCACCAUCACUGACGAGGCUUCUGUGGUUCUAUGA
Lindgomyces ingoldianus is the source of this 927-nucleotide messenger RNA. Its product is annotated as Ribokinase-like protein. Gene Ontology annotation, molecular function: kinase activity. NCBI's taxonomy places the organism in Eukaryota, Fungi, Ascomycota, Dothideomycetes, Pleosporales, Lindgomycetaceae. The record is from RefSeq and is a predicted model, not a curated record. The transcript has 3 exons. The coding region runs from base 1 to 927 and encodes 308 amino acids.